This is a messenger RNA of Ceutorhynchus assimilis (cabbage seed weevil), 3360 nucleotides long. NCBI's taxonomy places the organism in Eukaryota, Metazoa, Arthropoda, Insecta, Coleoptera, Curculionidae. The record is from the annotation of a GenBank genome assembly.
GCGACGUCCAGACGUCCUAAAGGCGCGCAAAUCCAUUCAAACUUCGCCUCCGACCGUAAUCGGUGAAUGUUUGAAAUACGGAUAAGCGUACGGGUAUUUGCUCCGCGCCGCACGUAAACAUCUUCAUAGAAAGUGUCACAUGCGUUGAUUUUUGUUUAAAUUAAGCUUAACGAUCUAUGAUUAGAAAAAUAACAAAAUUUUGAACUUAACUUUUUUUCUUUAAUUAUGUGUUUCGGGGUACUUUGGAAUUAUUUGUUUGGCAUUUUAGUAGCGCAUCAGGAAAAGCGCCAGCGGUGAAGUGUGGGAAAGUGAAAGUGGUUUGAAGUUGCAGGGCUGGCAUGGGCUGCUCUCCCAGCGCCCUGCUGGAGCAGAUCCACAAGGGCAGUUCGGCCAGCCUAGACAAAGUGGAAAAAUGCGGCGGCAUCAAAAAAUCUCCGCCGGUUACGAAUAGCGUGACUACGGCUACGGAUACGGUUGUGUCCGUUAACAGCAUCUCGAGAGGCCCCAGCAAGCAUGGAAAAUUACUCAGCAUGCCUUUCAAUCCAUUUCGGAGAGAACUUGGACGAGGCGUUUUGCAUCAUAGGAAAAGUUCUCUUGCUUUAACUCCCGAAGAGGAACCGUUUGAUAUAAAUCGAGGGCCAAACGAGACAAAAUAUGGACUGAUUUCACCUACACCUAAGCAUAAUUUAAAGCUACUUCUCGUAUUUGUUCAUCCGGAUCCAGUAUGCGACGCUUUCUCCAAAGCGGCAGACAAAUUGGGUUUCGAGAUAACGAUAAGCAGUACCAACCCUGGAGCUUUGGAAGAGUACAAUUCGAAGUUCCACGACUUGGUUUUGGUCGAUACUCGGGUGAAACAUUUCGACAACGAUCUACUAUGUCGAUCUAUUCGAAACACAAAAGGAAGUCAGCACAGCGUCAUUAUUUCCAUUGUGCGAAAAAGCGCUUUUGAACGGGACGAUAUAUCCAUAGCCUCAUUGUUAGAGUCAGGAUUCAACAGGUGUAUUUUAGAGUCGACUAAUGUUCUGGUGUGCGUAAACGAGUUGAUUUUGCUCAAACAUUGCGACAUGAGAACAAUAGCACAGCAUGCCACUUGCCAGGCAAUGUAUACGGCAUUGGACAAAUGCCGCGAUUUAGUUAUAGUCACUGAUGAUAGUUAUAAAUUCCAGUACAUCAAUGCAGCUUGCGAAAAACAGCUAGGCCUGAGGCAAGAAGAUACAUUAGGCAAAACCCUGCAAGAGCAAUUAGUGUACGAUACGGUGCAAAUAAAUACGAUGAGCUCGUCAUUAUUGAGGGGUCGAGAAUGGAGCGGUCCCAUGACAUUAAAAAGGAAAUCGACCCAAGAGGCUCUCGUGAGCUCGUGCAGAUCUGUACCAUUUUCUUGUGCCGGAAGACUACCAACCCAUUUCAUCCUGGUUUUCGAUCCAAACCCGAUAGAUCCAAACCUAUUGUCACAAUCCCGAGGAAGUAUUCAUUCUAUAAGAAGAGGAUCAACGGACGUCAGGAGUAUCAGUAGCGAUUAUUUAAGACGAACAUCUCUGGCCAAAUUGAAUGCGCUUCCAUUAGAAGCACCAAUUACUAAGGUGAUAGGCCUUAUCGAUCAAAUCAGAGAAAAUCUAGGAACCAAUACCCAAUUGAUACAGCUAAUUGAUAAAGUUGAAGACAUCUUAAAGUCUUCUGAACUCUACGUCUCGUAUGUAAAAGAAGACUAUAAAAUGAGAGUGGACGAACCUGUGGUGUCAGAUCUGAUAACUGCUCUUCUUUCUAAAACUCCACAACCUUCUAUAACAGCAUCUUCUAGAAGAAGCAGCAACGAUUCCUCUGUAUUUAGGCCUUCAAGAACCGGACUCAUAAAGGCUCCAGUCGCUUUGAGAGAACUUCUGGACUCGGCUCUGACGUGGGAAUUCGACAUAUUCAAACUAGAGGAUCUUUCGCGCAAACGACCUCUUCAACAUUUGGGCAUGAGCUUGUUCAAUCACUUCGAUGUCGGAACUACUUUGAAUUGUGACGACCGCACCCUUAGUAAUUGGUUGACCGUGAUCGAGGCCAACUAUCACGCCGAAAAUUGGUAUCACAAUUCGACGCACGCCGCUGAUGUUAUGCAGGCGACGGCCGGAUUUCUGGAAAAGGAACGCAUGAAAUCCAUAAUGGAGCCACUCGACGAAGCCACCAGCCUGAUUGCGGCUGCCUCGCACGAUUUGGAUCAUCCUGGAAAAUCCAGCGCCUUUUUGUCCAACUCGAACAAUCCCUUGGCCAUACUAUACAACGACGUGACGGUUUUGGAGCAGCAUCACGCCGCUAUGAUGUUCAAAUUAACAUUGGGCGACGAAAGGGUGAAUAUUUUCAAGAAUUUGGACAGGGACACGUACAAACUUGCCAGACACAAUGUCAUAGAUAUGAUCUUGGCUACGGAGAUGACUAAGCACUUUGAACAUUUGGCUAAAUUCGUUAAUGUGUUUUGUGCGAGGAAUUCAGGAACAUCGGAAAUGAUUGAUUCUGGGCACUCGGAAGACUAUUCGCCAAUUCUAAAUCAAGAAAAUACGACGCUGGUGAAACGGAUGAUGAUAAAGUGUGCGGACGUUUCGAAUCCUACGCGCCCUCUUCGUCUUUGUGUCGAGUGGGCUCGCAGGAUAGCCGAAGAAUACUUCCAGCAGACUGACGAUGAAAAAAGUCGUGGUCUCCCUGUGGUGAUGCCCAUGUUCGACAGACAAUCGUGCUCUGUGCCAAAGUCUCAGAUUGGUUUUGUCGAUUACAUUAUAAAUGAUAUGUUUGAAGCAUGGCACGCAUUCAUCGAUAUGCCAGAACUGUUGAGCUACAUGAGACAAAAUUAUAUAAGAUGGAAGGAGUUCGACGAGCAAGGCCACACAACCCUAAUCCACAUCCAAAAACUUCAAGCCACUCUUUUAUCACCUGCCGUAUCUUGCAUUUCAAAGUCUGACUAGCAUAAGUAUUCACGUCACAGCGUUGACAUCAGUGACCUACGACAUUAUCUUACUCAAAGGGCUAUGAACAUUAUACCUGACUAAUUAUUAGAGCAUAUCUUUUAUUGAAAAGAAAAAACCAAACAGAUCCCCUCCUAUAUACUUUUACUAUAUACCUAUUUCUUUUAUAAUAUUAUUAAAUAAUGUUUGUAGGUACUUACAUCUAUUUAUGUAACUAUUUUUAAUAAAAUAUUUAAAAAAAAAUAAAUAUUAAAUAUGCAUGCUGGCCGUGCAUCUCGUGUCUAUUUAUCAAUCUAUAUUCUUUGAGGGAUAUCUCAAUAAAAUGCACUAUAUCGAUGUGUUACUUUUUGUAAAAACUAUUGACGUUGUGUAAAUGUAAAUUGUUUUAUCUGGGAGUCUAAUAUAUGAUGUUUUUUUAUAA